UAUUUCACAGUGCUUUAACUAUGGUAUUUUGAUGGGCAGUAAUUUCAUUUUCUUGUGAUUUUCGAGAAGUUGUUGAUAGGCAAAUUCUUAAAAAAAGAAUAAUAAGUGUAAUAUAUUGCCCCUUUGUAUUUUCUGCCAGUGUAUGGAAGCACACAUACAUGCAAACUUGCUGCAUGAAUCUUGUGUCCUUUGUCUUUGAAUUGUUUCGCCUGUCUGUGAACUGUUUCCUUUGCCUAAAUUAAUAUUUAAGCAGUUUGGAUGAGUUGGCUUUUGAGCCAACCCAGAAGCUCGCUUCUUAUUAUGCUAGACACAUUUAAAACUGAUAUAUUUGUUAGUUAUAUAAGCUUCAUUUGUUUUCCACUAUUUUCUGUAUUUUUUCCUUCCUCUGUGAUUAAAACAGUGUGAAUAAAGAUGUGAUUUGAUUGGAUUUAAGUUUGUGUCGUGUAUAAUGGCUGUAAUUAUGUACUUUAGGCUGAAGCACGUCUUGCCGCUAAGAGAGCAGCCAGAGCUGAGGCGAGAAGUAUUCGUCUGAAAGAGCUUGAACGCCAGCAACAGGAAGGAGAAAAUGUUGAUGAUGAUGACCAGAGCAUAAAUGAUGAGCCACCAAUCCCACCAGCAAGAAAGCAGAAGGCUCCAGUAGCACGAUCAAUUUCUGCGGGAUCAUCAGGCACAAAUACCACCACUAAGGAUCAGAACAUUGACAUGAAUGGACCACUGGUGCCUGAAAAGGUCUUGAAGAGCAUUCAGGACAAUUUGAAAGAAACAGAAGAAAAGUACAGGAAAGCAAUGGUAUCAAUUGCUCAACUAGACAACGAGAAGCAGGCACUGUUGUAUCAAGUGGACUGUCUGAAGGACAGGCUGGCUGAAGAGGAAGAAAUCUCAAGUGAAGUUAAGGCUGAAUUUAAAGAGAAAACAAAGGAAUGCAGUAAAUACCAAAAGACCAUAAAGGGGAAUGAAGAAGAAAUCAAGAGACUAAAUGAAGCCAUUGAAUUUAGAGAUAACUUCUUGGCGGAGCGAGGUCUUUCCCUUUAUGAAGACCAGGAAUUGAAGGAUUGCGAAGAUCAAGAAGCAAGCACAGUUUCACUUAGAGAUGCUAUUAGUUUGGCUGUCCCUGAUGAAACUUCUUCAGACCGAAGCAGUGUGUCAGAGCCACCAAAGAGUCGUUCAAACAGUCGCCGUCCUUCCUUAUCAGAUGAAAAGGAUGUAUUAGUUUUACAGGUGAGAACAUCUUUCACUAUUAUUUUCUACAUCACUCUCCUAACUUUUGGUUAUGAAUUCAUCCUAGAGGCACUGUGUGCAUAUCUCUUUUCUUGUGCCAGCACAAGUUGUCCAAAGCAAAACAUGAAGUUUCAUUCUGUAUUUCAUGAUGUUUUCAGUUUAUGCACAAUGGUUUAUUGGUUAAAUGUUUAGUAAAAAGUUCUACAUCUAGUUAAGCCUACCC
Messenger RNA from Orbicella faveolata, 1441 nucleotides. RefSeq names its product leucine-rich repeat flightless-interacting protein 2-like. The record is from RefSeq and is a predicted model, not a curated record. Gene Ontology annotation, biological process: regulation of DNA-templated transcription. Lineage: Eukaryota; Metazoa; Cnidaria; Anthozoa; Scleractinia; Merulinidae.